Molecule: messenger RNA, 2043 nt
Organism: Miscanthus lutarioriparius
Lineage: Eukaryota; Viridiplantae; Streptophyta; Magnoliopsida; Poales; Poaceae
Source: the annotation of a GenBank genome assembly
AUGGGGAUCUUGUUGCGGGUCAGGAUGUUACGCUUAGUCACCUGUUUUUUGAGAGCGGAGGAGCAGCCCGCCAACGCAUUCACCAAGGCUUUGCGACGAACAGCUUGGUUUGGGACAUUGACGAAGGCGCCCUUCGUCCGUUCAGCGAUGCGUGCGCUGUGCCGUGAGGAGGAGGGGAAGAAGCGCGUACGCGCUUUGUCUGCCGUGCGGCGUCAGAGACACCUGCCCGGCCACUGCAUGGUUUCAGCGGCGGCGUUGUCAAGAAUCAAUGCGGGUGACGAAGUCAAAGCUGAAAACAGAGGAGGCGUGAGGAGGAGACGAGGCCGCAUUUUCCCUAAAGCCACGAGAUUUAAGCGCGAUGAACUACUGAAUAUGUGGAUAGCAGAAGGGCUUGUCAAUGCAAACGCAGAUGAAGAUUUAGAAGAUAAAGAAGACAACGGAAUGUUCCAUAUGCAUGACUUGAUCCAUGAAUUAGCUGGGAGGGCAAGUGGCAGCGACUGCUUUAGGUUUGAGGAGGGUGAUCCAAAAAGAAAAACACCACCUGGCAACACCCGGUAUCUGUAUGUAGAUCUAUAUGAUCCAAUGGAGGUCCUUGAGGGAAUUGGAAAGUUAGCCUUGCUUCGGACAUUGGGUCACUUUAAUGUGAAGAAGGAGAAAGGGUAUGAGUUGCAACAGUUAGGGAGCUUGAAUCAUCUUCAUGCUAGCUUGGAAAUUAGUGGACUAGAAAAUGUUAAAAGCAAGGCAGCAGCAUUACAAGCUAAAUUGGUUGACAAGAAGUAUCUUACAGAAGUGUCGCUUGUAUGGACUGAGCAUCACAGUUGUCCCCUGGGUCUCCAAGCAGAGCUGUCAGAGGACCAACAAAGGCUAAGGAACUUGCAGCGCCUUAAGCUUGAGCUUUGUCUUAAACUGGAAGCGCUUCCAGAAAUCAGAGAACUUGUCCAUCUUCAUGAGCUUAUACUCAGAAGUCUUCCCAAACUAAAGAGUCUGCCGAUACUUCCUCAAAAUCUGAAAACCCUACAAAUAUCUGAUUGCGAGGCCUUGUUGUUGACAUGUGCUGAAGAUGUGGAGUUCUUGAAGCUAAUGUUUGAUCAAACCCGUCAGACUGUUCCAUCGCUGAACAUUACUGAUUCUGGAGAAAUGUAUAGGAUUGCUGAUGAGGAACCUAUAACGUUUCGGGAGCUCAUGCGUAAUAUUUCUGAUAGUUUUGGUGGGCGUAGGCACCAAUAUGUUCAUCCAGGUAUGGUUUCAAGAGCAGUCCCUUUCAUAUGCGGGCAGACAAAUGACGAUGAUUAUUGCAAGGUAUUACUGCCUUUCUCACUUGAGGAUUUAAGCAUAUCGGGCUGUAUUGUCACCGAUACUGUUGUUAAUAAUUGGAUUAAAGGCUCUUCAGGCUUAGUCAGAUUAGAGCUUGGUUGCAUUCCUUUUUUUACAAAAAUUUCAUGUGAUGCAAUCAGUGUUCUAUCUAAGCUCAGGAUGCUCAGUAUUGGUAAUUGUUUCCAUUUCACUAGUAUAGAAGGCAUAAGUGAGUUUACACGGGAAACUCUUGAUUUUACAAUUGUUGGAUGUCCUAAUAUCAGUUCCCUUGGAGAUGAUGAGAAGAUUCGAGUUGUCGGUUCCAUAUGUAUUGAUGGCCUGUCAGUUGUGAAGAAGCUUUUCUCAAGGGAGGCUUGUGCCCGUCAUUAUUUUCUUCAGAUAUUGUGUUCUGAAAAACUGGGAGAUGAGGAAGUGUUGUUGCAGUUCGAUUCUCUCUUGACUCUUUGGUUUGAGGACUGCAGCAUUGACAUGUUACCCAGCAAUUUAGAGUGCCUCACAUCCAUGUGCUGCCUGGUUUUGAAUGGAUGCAAAAAUAUACAAUCUCUCCCAACUCUACCUGCAAAGUUACAAUAUUUUGUUGCCUGUGAUUGCCAUGAGAGGUUUGUGGAGACCUGUAAAAAGAAAGAUCAUCCAAAUUGGCGAAACAUUGAGCAUGUCCCUGAUGUCAUUCUGAGGACGGAUGCAUUACCACUGAACACUAUCACCAGUUUGGUAUUGCAAGAUCUGUGA